Molecule: messenger RNA, 10585 nt
Organism: Gadus macrocephalus (Pacific cod)
Lineage: Eukaryota; Metazoa; Chordata; Actinopteri; Gadiformes; Gadidae
Gene: zbtb4
Product: zinc finger and BTB domain containing 4
Exons: 3
Coding region: 217-6363 (2048 amino acids)
Biological process (GO): regulation of transcription by RNA polymerase II
Molecular function (GO): RNA polymerase II cis-regulatory region sequence-specific DNA binding; DNA-binding transcription factor activity, RNA polymerase II-specific
Source: RefSeq, a predicted model, not a curated record
UAAGGGGGGGGGGGGGGGGGGGUCUACGGGCCGUGGAGAGUUCAGUACCUCUUCGUUGCCCACCGCCUCCCUCCGUUGACGCACACACACACACACACCCACACACACAUACACAUACAUACACACACACCCACACACACCCACACACACACACACACACACACACACACACACACCCUCCCCUUGCCCUCUCUGCACAGACCAACUGCCGCUCAAAUGGUUGGGCCCCUCUGGCCCCGGGAGAGAGGGGGAGAGAGAGAGAGAGAGAGAGAGGGCCAACCGACACCUUCCCACAUGCUCCUCGCCGCUGGCUCCACCGGCUGGAACACGAACCCCCUCCUCCCACCCCCCCCCACCCCACACACACACCCACCCGUUCUCCCCUCUCCACCCCAUCCACCCCCCCCCUCCACCCCCACCCCCACACUGUUGACGCGGCCCGUUUGCACAAUAAAAGUCGCAGCAGCGGAGGCGGCGGCGGCGGCGACAGCAGCCAGUAUCGCUGCACACGGGAGCGCGGGGUGCGAGGCGGCACGGCGGCGACCCAGAUUUCGGGGGCUGGUCAUGGUGUCCGGUGAGAAGGCGUGGGACCCCCUUCGCGCGGGCCCCCUUCGUGCACAUCUGAGCGAACAGCAUCUUCCUCCCGAUCUCCCGUCCCUCUGCGACCUCGCACACAUCGCAGCGCGCCAGGGCGCCGCCUGCCGCCAGUCGCGGCCGCAGCCACCGCCGCCUUCGCCGCCUUCCGUGCCGUCGGACCUGGCGGGCGUCGUCGACACGCUCUGCCCCCCCCACGCCAUCCCCCUACCCGGGCCGCGAGGGCCCCAGCCGGACCGCUCCUGCCCCGCCCGCCGUGGCUCCGGUGGGGCCCGGGGACCCGGCGGCGAGCUGAGGCUCGGAGUGGACCCCCAGCCCGCAGCGGGGGAGGGGGGCCCCCGCGCCGAGCGCCAGGGGAUGAAGGGUAAGGGCAAGCCGGGGGUCCGGGCGGAGGCCGCCGCGGAGGACCGCCUGGAGGACAUGGCCGACGGCCCCAAGAACGCCAAGAUCACCCUCAGCUUCCCGCUCAGCGCCGCCCCGCUGCCGCCCUCGCUGACCUCGCCGCACCCCCCCCGGCGCGGCUCCUCCUCGUCCUCGCCCUCGCCCCACCGGCGCCGGCCCUCCUCCGGCGCCAAGGGCUCGGACGCCGGCUCGCUGUGGAAACUGGACGCCACCAUGGACAUAAAGCACCGGCCGUUCAAGCCCCCGCGCCACGACAGCCCGCCGUCCUCCUCGCCCUUCGUCUCGGCCCCCCCCAUGGCCGUCGGCGCGUUCAUCAGAAAGGACACGAAGGACAUGAAGUCCCCCCCGCCGCUCAAGUGCUCCAAGGUGGUCAGCCCGGAGGCCCAGGGCAACCGCUUCCCCCACAGCCGGGCCCCCGGGGGGGCCGUCGCGGGCGGUUACGGGGUCGGCGACGGCUGGGAGGAGAGACACCCGCGGGGCACCAACGGGACGGUGUCCCCCUCCCCGACGGCCCAGAUCCUCUUCAACCUGGGCAACGCGGCGUUCCCGGGCCCCAGGGGCCGGGACGCGGAGAAGACCGCUGGGAAGCACGGCGCAGCCAAGCUGCAGGGCCCGCACGGCACCCCCAUCCUCCAGCCGCCCGUGCUCCACCUCCCCCCGCCACUCCCCCCUUCGGAGGCCGCCCCCCCGCACCCGUCCCCCCUCCCCCCCCCGGCAGCCGCCGCCGCCGCCGCCGGCGACAGCCUGAAGCCCGAGCUGAUCUGCGGCGUGUGCCACCGGCUCUUUAGCUCCGCCUCCUCGCUCACGGUGCACAUGCGGCUGCACCGCGGCAGCCGGCCGCUCAGCUGCCGCUUCUGCGGCAAAGCCUUCAUCCACAGCAAGAGACUGCAGUCCCACGAGGCCUCCUGCCGGACCCCCCCGCCCCCCGCCGCCGGAGCAGGCCCCGCCCCCUCCCUCCAUGUCCGGCCCAAGGAGGAGCCGCUGGAGGAAGGGGAGGUGAGGGUGGAGGGGGGCGUGGUGGUGGGCACGGACGGCGCCAUCGACAGCGGCAAAGCGCGGCCGGGGAAGAAGGCGCGGAGCCUGCUGGCGCGCAUCCAGGCGGACGACGCCGCCGCCGCCUCGGAGCUGCUGGCCGGGGACGAGCAGCACUUUGUGAAGGUGGUCGACGGCAACGUCAUCUACUUCUGCUCGGUGUGCGAGCGCUCCUACAUGACGCUGUCCAGCCUCAAGCGGCACUCCAACGUGCACUCGUGGCGGCGCAAGUACCCCUGCCACUUCUGCGAUAAGGUGUUCGCCCUGGCCGAGUACCGCACCAAGCACGAGGUGUGGCACACGGGCGAGCGCCGCUACCAGUGCAUCUUCUGCUGGGACGCCUUCGCCACCUACUACAACCUCAAGACGCACCAGAAGACCAUCCACGGCAUCAACCCCAGCCUCAUCUCCAGCGAGAAGACGGCCAACGGCGGCUACAAGCAGAAGGUCAACGCCCUGAAGCUCUACCGCCUCCUCCCCAUGCGCGCCCAGAAGCGGGCCUACAAAACCUACAACGACGGCGUGGCCGACGGCCUACUCCUGCCCCCGGCCGACGCCGCGUCCCAGGGCUGCGACGGAGCCCUGGGCCUGGAAGACCUCCAGGGUCUGAUCAGCGUGAAGCCUGACCCAGACGCCUUCCCCGACGCCUUCCCUGUUUCCAUGGGCCCCGAGCACGGCGACUACCCCGCGCUCUCGGCCCUCGCCGCUACAGACCUGCCCCUGGCGAGGAGACGUGACGCCGAGGCCCCGGACGUGGAGCACGGGGGGAGAUCCGGCGGCAUCUAUAAACUAUCGAGCAGCAGCAGAACCAAAACCCCCAAAGACGGUCGAGGCGGGGAAACGGGAAACGUGUCCUCGGUGAUCGCGUACGCCCCGACCAAACCCUCGGUGAUCGUGCACGGCGCCGGCAUGUCGUCCUCUGUUAUCGUGCACUGCAACCAGGUCACCCCCGGCAACGGCAGGGGCCCGCUCAGCGGCGGCAGCUCCUCCGCCGAGGGCGUCGACGGCGCGGCGACCCACAAAUCCAGGUCGAGCAAAAAGCAAAGAGAGAGAGAGCGAGAGAGCACGGAGCGGCACAGAAAGAGGUCUAGAGAUAGCUCCGACGCCACAGGGGAGGGGGGGUCCCGGGGCGGGCAGGACGCCGAGCACGGCGGCCGCUCCCACCACAAGUCACGCAAACUCCAAAGUAAGGGCGACGGCGGCUCCAACGCCGCCAAGCAUCUAGCGGCGGCGGCGGCGGGGGGCGGGCCGCUGUGUCAGAUCACCGUGCGCAUCGGCGAGGAGGCCAUCGUCAAGCGCAGCAUCUCCGAGACCGACCUCCGGCGGGACAAGAGCCGCUCCCCUCCAAAGACCAAGAAGGCCGAGGCGGCGGCGGCGGUCGCGGCCGCCGACGCCAAGGAGUCGCGCCAUCCGCACUCCCACUCCCACCACCACCACCACCACCACAAGCACCGGGCCCACGGCGACGCCAUCGCCGACCCGCGGAGCGAGCCGGAACCGGACGAGGAGGAGGAGGAGGAGGAGGAGGAGGAGGAGGCAGUGCGGGCGAAGGUCUCCAAGUCUCCCUCGGAGGUGAGGGAGUACUACUUCCGGCAGGAGGUGCGCGAGCAGGCGGACAGCGACAACGACGCGGAGGACGAUCUGUGGCGGCCGUACUACUCGUACAAGCCCAAGCGGAAGGCCCAGGCUCAUCUCCAGAGGGCGAAGAACUGGCAGAGGAGGCUGCAGUACAAACGCUCCCUGCGUCUCAUGAGGAGGGCAGAGAGGCUGAUGAGCCACGUCAGCAAAGAGACGGAGAAGUCACCGGGCGAGGAGGAGGAGGAGGAGGAGGAGGAGGAAGCUACAAUGGAGGAGCUGGGCCAAGAGGAGGUGGAGAGUGAUAGAGAGGAGGAGGCACCGGCGACGGAAAAAGUGUCAAACGGUGACGCAAAGAUGGAGGAGGAAAAGACAAAAGAGGAACUUUCUUUCCCUCCGCCAAAGCCAAAAGCCGGCAAAGUGCUGAAAGAACACUCGGAGGCGGCCCAACGCGUGGUCUCUCCUCCCCGCUCCCGGUUGCCUUCGCUCUCUACCUCAGCCCCUCCUCCCCUGGCGAUCAAGCGCCGGCCCUGGACCAAUGGCAACGCGGAGGAGUGCAGCACGUGCGGCCGCUGGUUCUCCAGCGCCCGGAAGCGGGACAAACACGAACUGAGUCACCUGCUAGAGUUCGUGUGCCUCUUCUGCCGAGCCACCUUCCCCUCCCGAGACAAGCUGGAGGACCACCAGAGGGCCCAGCACCCCCGGCCCGCCGACACGCCCUCCUCCCUGCCCCACAAAGCCGGCUUCAAAGACCAGGGGGAAGGGGGCGGGGGGAAGGCGGCGACAGAGAGGGAAGCCGAGACCAAAGAAGCGGGAGGGCUAGGUCCGUUGAUCAGGACCAACUCGACCGGCUCGGGUUGCCUGAGCCGGAGAGCCCUGGCCAGGCACACCUGUCCCCAGUGCCACACGGUGUGCAAGACCUCCUCGGCGCUGACGCGUCACGUGCGACGCCACGAGCUGAGCAGCUCCCCGGAGCGGGAGGAGACGGAGCCCAGAGCGGCCGCCGCCGCCACCGUGACGGUGACGGCGCCCACUGCGUCUGGCAGCACGGGGCCGCCCGCGGCUGAGAAGGAGCAGGUCCCCACCGCUCAGUCUGUCUCCGUCAUCAGCUACUCUCUACCGGACCCCAGCGUCAGCAGGGACUGUGCCGCGUCCCAGCGCUGCCAAGGCCCGUCGGAAAGCGAACAACAGACGUGCGACCCCACCGCAAGGGCCGACGGUUCGACGGAGCGCGAGCGGCCCGCUCCGAGGCGAGAACCAAGCCCGCUCGCGGCGAACCAAACGCCGUCGCGCCGCCUGGUUGGCCUCACGCCGCCCGGCGCGGAGCCCGGCCCAGCCGCCGCCGCCGCCUCCUCGGCCCUGCACAGCGUGCUGGUCAUGAACGGCUCCGAGUGCCUGGACUACCGCACCACCAAGAGGAGACCCCCGGAGGGCGCGGCGCACGGCACCCCCAGCCCGGCGCGCGUCACCACGCCCCCGGGCCCCUCCGCCGCGCGCUCGCCGGCGACGGCGCACCCGAGGACGACCGCGGCUGCCACUCCCCCUGUCGCCAUGCCGACCGCUCCCCCCCAUCCCACGGCGGCGGGAAUGCCGAAGCGGGAAGGGGUGAUCAUGGACCGGGAGAGGCAGGGAGCGGCGGGCGUGUUCCUGCACGGCGGCGGCUACGAGGAGCCGCCCUCGGUGCAAGACCUCCGCCUCCCCUACCGGGCCCCCAGGAGCCCCUCCCCCACCGAGGCACAGGACCUGACCAUGUCCUCCAUCCUGGCCAGGGAGAGGGAGAUGGAGCGGCAUCGGGAGAGGGAGGGCGAGGCGCAGAGGCAGCGAGCCAGGGAGCUGGAGAGACUGCGGGCCCGGGAGAUGCAGCGGGACGGCAACAGAGACCCCGCGAGGGGGAGCAGAGACGUGGAGACGGAGGGUCCGGCCCUGCUGGUCCCCAAAGAGGAGCCGCUGAGUCCGGCGCCGUCCCCCCAGCACACCCCCGCCCCCGCCACCGUCAACGUAGCCCCCUCGCCCAGACACGCCCCCAAAUCCCCCCGCCGGUCGCCGAACGCCGUCCGCCCGGGGUUCGCCCAGGGCAAGCGGCCGGCCCACCAGCCCUUACCCGGGGGGGGCGGGCCCCAGCUGCACACCUCGGGGGCCCCCGGGGGCAUGGCUGAGCGGCCCUCGGGCCACGCCCUGCUCCUCCAGCGGGCGCCCCCGCCGCCGGAGUACCAGGACGCGCCGCCGUCCCGGCAGGGGGAGGAGGAGCGCUCGCCGGCGGGCUACGCCGUGCAGGACCUGCCCCUGCCCCUCCUCAUGGCGGGGGGGUACCGCUCGGGGAAGAAGCAGCAGCAGCAGCAGGAGGAGGAGCUGCUCAUGGCGUCCUACCCGGCGGGGGCCCUUCCCUUCGGGCCCCUGGGGAAGGUGAUGGUUCCCGCCGGGGCGGACCUGACCAAGCUGCCCAGCUUCUACCAGGACCCCUACCAGCUGCUGUACAGCCCCCACAUGCUGGCCUACCCCUACAACCUGGCGGCGCUGCCCGUGGCCCUCAACAUGAUGGCCCCCGGCGGGGACAAGAUGGAGGCCAUGCCCUUCCUGCCCGCCAUCUUUAACUACGCCGCCGCCGCGCCCUACAUGGGCGCCGCCCAGCACCACCUCCUGGCCAACCCCGCCCUCUACGGCAGCGGGGGCGGAGGGGGUGGAGGUGGUGGUGGGGGUGGGGGUGGGGGUGGCGGAGGCGGAGGCAAGAAGCAGCGAGAAGGCGGAGCCGGCAAGUCUUAGGACGGGACAGAACGCUUCGUCUGAGGAAUAUACCUGAACAGGUGGAGGCGGAGGGUGGAGCUGGCAGCACUGCCCCUGAUCGCCUUGAUAGAGGGGCGACGGGAGGGUGGCGUCGUGGGGAGGGGUGGGGGGGGGGGGAUUACAGAACCCGCCCCCCGCCCCCCCCCCGUCCCCCCCCCCCGCCCGCUCCUCUAUUGUUGAGCAGACAUCAUUACGGGCCGUGAAAUCAGGAGGAGGAGAGGAGGGGAUGGAGCGGGGAAAAGAGACAAGAUGCUGUUCCACUGCGAGGACUCCGCCCUUAAAAGAGACCCGCCCCCCCCCCCCCCCCAUCCCCCACCCACUCCAUCUGUCCUCCUCGAUCGCCCCCCCUCCUCUGUUGGACUCUCCUCCUGUGGGACUCUAGUGCGCUGUAGUGAUAGAGCUUGAGUAGCCCUCCCCCCUACCAUCAUGAAUCUCCACAAUAUAAUCUAUACUAUAAGAAUAAGAACGUCUAACAAGGUGUAUAUUGUGUGUGCGUGUGUGUGUGUGUGGGGGGGGGGGGGGGGGGGGGGGGGGGUGGAAAUCUAUAUAAGUUCCCUAAACUUCCCUUUACGGCGACUGUACAGCGAGGAACAGCACUCUUCCGGGAUAGCUUGUGUAGGCAAUGAAGAGGUACCGGACCACAGAGUCCCGGCAAGACCAUCGCUGGUCGUAGAGCAGUUAGCAAAUACAACAUUGUACUCUUGUGUGUGUGUGCGUGCCGUGUGCAUGUGUGCGCGUGCGCGCGUGCGUGAGCCUACGCGUGUGUGUGUGUGUGUGUGUGUGUGUGUGUGGGUGUGCGAGUGAGUCCAAACUGUACGUGAAAAGUUUAUAUUUGCAAAAAGACGUGCAGUGCAGUGCAGUGUUUAGGCUUAGUGCAUGCUGAUGUGCGUUUCACGCUGGCAUCACUGUGCAAUGGUUGAGCGUUUCCGUUCUUCAGUACGUUUGCGUGUGUGUGCCUGUGUGUGCGUGCCUGUUCGCGUGUGUUUGUGUGUGUGUGUGUGUGUGUGAAGAGGAAUGUGCAUGAAUGGCCAGACUAUGCCAUGCUAAGCGCUAAUCAUUCCGCGUGGUCCCAAGGUUCCAUUACAUGCUGCAUUCCUGCGCGAGUCGGUUAGCCACGCUAGCUCUGCCGCUAGUCCGAGCGCCAUCGAGCAUCACAAGGGGGAUAGCGAUAGCCCCCCCCCCCCCCCCCCUCGUAUAGCCAGUGGUAUACAGGGAUGGAGGCUAGCCCCAGCGCGGGCAGAGAUGCAGCUUCUGCUCUUCCAGAGGCCUUGGACCGAGACGGCUAGCUGGAGUCCGUCGGACCGCUGUAGUACCCGCAUCGCCUUUCACCGUAGUCGUUUUAUAACCUUAACGUGCACAAUAGACUCUAGAGUAGAGACACAGUGGUCGCUGACGUGAGGGGGAGGGAAGGGGAGGGAGGGGAGGGAGGGGAGAGGGGGGGAGGGCACACUCGUAGCUGCUGAGGACAUGUAGCUGACCACUGGGUGAGAUUUCUUUGUUUUAGUUUUGGUGUUGUUUCUUUUAGUCAAGUAGGCCGUUGCACUUCCAGAUUUCAUCUCAAUUCAUUCACACACACAUCAAAAAAAUAAAUAAUCUGUGUAUAUCUAUAUAUAGAUUUUUAUAUCUAUAGAUGUAUAUACGAAAGGGACAAAAAAAGAAAACAAAAUCAAAUAGAAAACGGUUAAAAAAAUAAGAACCCCUCCACCCCCCCCCCACGUCUGAACACUUCCAGCGUCCGCCGUGAAGGGGGGAGGGACAGGAGGCCCAGGAGUUGGGAGGGGGGGAGCAGAGGAAGGGACUCGCUUACUGAGCAGGCGGAGGAGUGAGUCAGGGGAAAGGAGGCGGAGCCCCUGGUCAAUAACCCGCCCUGCCGGCCCUCCGCCCCCAUCCCACGCCACCACCCCCACCACCACUGUAAAAAAAAAACGACUGCACAAACCCUCUCUGUUUUCCUCCCCUCCUUCUGGACGGGGCUGGGGGGAGGUGGUGGGAGAGGAGAAGGAGGAGGAGGGCAGAUCGCUGGGGCCAUUUCCUUUAAUAUUUUUUUCAUUUUGUUGUUGUUCCUAACGUGAUCAGAAGGAGGACAGGAUGUUUUGGGGGGUGGGAGCGUCAUUCUGCAAAGAGCAAAAGCAAUGUGGGUCGAAAACGUUGCCGUAUUUUGAUUUAAUUUUUUUUCUGUUUUGUUUAUGUAACCGUAAUGUCUAUGGUUUCCUUGUUGUUAUUUUUUCGUUUGGUUCCUUUUUUUUGCUGUUCGGAAGUGACUUCACUGAAAGAAAGUGGCAGCAUGCGUGUGUGUGUGUGUGUGUGUGUGUGUGUGUGUGUGUGUGUGUGGGGGGGGGUCCUUACACUAUAUGAAUGUACAUGUCGUGACGCGGCCCAUGAAGUUCUGCCUCGUCACUCGUAGCUCGGAUACAGUCCAUUACGUUGGUGAUUCAUCAUUGUUGUCGUUUUUUGUUCGUUUUUAUUCGGUUAGUCGUUUCUUUGUUUUGUAUCUCCCGAACUAUAAGUAAGUAACCUGAUUCAGACUCGACGUAAGGUCUGGUAUGCAUAUAUAUACACACACAGUAGUCCCGUAGGAACAUUACCGUCAGACAUGGGAUUAGACGCACACAUGGAGCAUGGGAGACGUGUUCACUCCGCUGAAUAUCACGUUGUGCUCACAGCUUGACCCAUCCCUUUUAUUUUGUAUUAAUGGCUGUCCACUCACCUCCUUCUUUACUUUUUAUUCCUAUCGUUCAAUAUACUCGGACUCCCUUACUGAACUGUCACGUGCGUUUCACCGUCGGUGUAUCGCAGCUGUUCCAUCUUCCCGCUAUCGUAGGCCCAUACACACCACAGCAUCGCCGAAUGAUUUAUGCUAGCUUCUCUGUGUGUGUGUGCAUGCCUGUUUGUGUGCCAGUCUGUGUGUGUGUGUGUGUGUGUGUGCGUGUGUGUGUGUGUGUGUGUGUGUGUGUGUGUGUGUGUGUGUGUGUGUGUGUGUGUGUGUGUGUGUGUGUGUUUUUGACAGACCUGGGAGGCCCCGUUAGACAACAGCGUGUCCAACACACAGUGCGACCAGCCGCACAGGGCUUCCAUUUUUCCUUCGUUUGGGUGUGGUUCCAAGCGUGAGUCUGUGUGUGUGUGUGUGUGUGUGUGUGUGUGUGUGUGUGUGUGUGUGUGUGUGUGUGUGUGUGUGUGUGUGUGUGUGUGUGUGUGUGUGUGUGUGUGUGUGUGUGUGUGUGUGUGUGUGUGUGUGCAUGUCCGUGCGCGAACGCGCGCGUGUGUGUGUGUGUGUGCACACAUGGUUGGAUGAAUCUACGUGAAUAAGAAACCAAAAGAACCUGCCUAAGCAGCUCAUCGCCCCGGGGGCAGUAUCCUGUUAUUAUUUUGGGUUUGUUUUGAUCUUCCUGUAUAAAAGAAGCUGUGGGCGCGUGUAACUCUCUCUAGGCCGUCUCUCCUAACUGCAGUACCCAAAGCCAUUCCUGUAGGUGGACAUGCUAGUGUUUCUCGGACCAUUUCUUAUGCCAUAGUUUUUCCCGUCGUCAUUCACGGUUGUCAUACAGACCAAAAGCAUGCAAAAAUCGACGUAUCGUAGUAAACGGGCUGGAAUCUGGUGGUAAUAUACAACUAUUUACUGUAUGUUUUAGUUUAAAUGAAUGUGCCUCUGCUUUGAUAUUUAAAAUGAUCAUUAUCUAUAUUGAGAUGUGGAUCUGCCAGAUUUCUACUGUUAAGGUGCCUUGUUAUGGCAUAAGAAAUUUCAAAAAGAAGAACGCGAAUGGACGAUGUGUGUCGUCAUGGCGACGCUGGGAAUCUAGAGAGGAAGAAAUCUCAUGUCUUAGUUUGCUACGGAGCAGGUCAUAGACGUAUAGGGGUAUGGCUACACUGUUUGGUAUUGUGUACAUGUUUAGGGUAAUACUGUGCCAUAUAGGCCUAGUGCCCACACAAAUAUGUUAAUGUUAUUUUUAAAGGACGUUUUAAUGUUGCCUGAUGACUUUGUCUUUAGAUUUGAUACAAAGGCUUGUAGCCAUGGCUCUCCCAAAGUCUGUCGUCUUUCUAUCUCUUUCUCGCUCUCUUUUUCUGGCAUUAUUCUCUCUCUCUCUCUCUCUCUCUCUCUCUCUCUCUCUCGCGCUCUCUAUCUCUCUCUUCUCUCGUUUUGGUCUCCCCUUGUUUCUCUUUGCUGCAAUCAAACAAAAUAAAGUAUUAACCUGAUGACCCAACCGAA